Molecule: messenger RNA, 549 nt
Organism: Prorocentrum cordatum
Lineage: Eukaryota; Dinophyceae; Prorocentrales; Prorocentraceae
Source: the annotation of a GenBank genome assembly
AUGGCGCCCCGCGUCGGCCCGCGACUGCUGCUCGCCGCGGGCCUCCUCGGGGCGCUGCGGGGCCAGUGGGAGCCCACCUGCAGCCAGGGCUUCGCUGCUGGAGCUGCGCCCGCGCUGCGCGGGGCCCGCGCGGCGCCCGGCUUCGGGCGGCGAGGGGCGGCGCCGAGGCGGCGGCUGCCGCCCCGCGGCGCCGCGGGCGCCGAAGAGGUCUUCGGCCUCACGCUGCCGCCCGACGAUGUGGUCGACGCUGUGGAGAAGGCCGGCACCCGAGUGACGGCGGCGGACGUGGCGGCCGCGGGGGGCAUGGGCGUGGAGAGGGCGCGUAAGGGGCUGGUCGCCUUGGCCGCGUGCCUCGGGGGCGAGGCGAGCCUCGAGGUGUCGAGGAGUGGCGAGAUCGUCUACGUAUUCCCGCAGGAGACACACGGGGCGCACUCUCGAGAUCCUCUCAGGCCGCUGGGCUGCGCGAAGCGUGGAACAGUGCCAAGCCCGCGCUGUUCACCGCAGCCCGCGUCGCCUUCGGCGUGGCGCUGUUCGCCUCCAUCGCCGUGA